AUGGCAGAUCAACCAUACCAAUGUUUCCGUUUCAAAGACUCCGAAUAUAAAGUUCCGAUUCAACCUAUUGACGGUGAAUCGUUUGUUCUUUUGGAUGACAUUCAUGGUAGAACUGGGUACAAAGGUGAAUCUUUUUCCUGUAAGAGUAAUCCUGUGCGUUUUGUACGUAACAAUCGUUAUGAACGAGAAAUACCUCUACGAAUUCCAGCUAUGCCUAAUUCCAUCAUUGAUUGUGAUAUAGUGGAAGGUAUGAUAGGUGUUACAACUAUUCACAAUAAACUAGAUCGUUUGCAAAAAAGUGUUGAACGAAUAGAUGAAAAAGUAGAUAAAAUAGAUUUAGACAUGGAAAUAUUGAAGAAAAAAGCUGAUGCUCUCCUUCGACAAACAUUUCAGCUGGCAGAAUUUACUGUUCCUCGUCUUUUCAUUAUUUUACCUGAUACAACAAGUAAAUUGAAGCAAAUGAAUCGAUUUCGAAACUGCUUUCGUUUAUUCUUCUUUUGUGAACAUGAAGAACAAUGUCAUUUGGCAUUUCACGAUGGUUAUGAGCUCGAUCAACCAGGAAAAUUUAUACAGAAGUAUGGACCUUAUUUGAAAAACAUGAUCACUGUUGUUAAUGUAGCACUUACUGUAAGCGGUGUUCUAAUACCACAGUUAGGUCAUGUAGCAUCGGGAAUUUACAUACCUGAGGUUCUACGUGACAAAAGAUUUUUGACAAAUUUCCAAGAAAAACUUAAGCCAUUAUCUGCAAUGUUAGAUGAACAUAUUCCUUCCAGUCAACUGGAUUCAUUACGAAAUAUGACUUUGGAAGGUGCUGAUUUACGACAAAUGGAAAGCUUUCUACAAAAGAAAGAUAUUCAUCGAACAUUAGGCAAUUUGUAUCGAUCGACACGAGAAGAUGGUAGUGUUCGAUGGGUAUGUCUACAUCAUUAUAAUAAAUUCUAUUGUAAUGAAAAAAGCAAACAAUUACGAAAACAAUUUCGUACACAAGGUGGUAUAAUACAAGGUGACGAAAUGACGAUUAACGAAAUCGGUAUGAAGAAUAUUGAUGAACUAUUAAAUAUUAUCAGUCAAGGAUUACAUCUAGUGAAGUUAACUCUACGUGAUUGCAAAAUACGUGAGUCAACAUUCGAUAAGUUUCUUAUUCUGAUUGGUGAUCGUCAACACAUCAAGUAUUUCGAAUUAGAUUCGAUUACUAUAUCAUCUUUUAUUAGCCUCACAAUUACACAUCGUGACAUAAUUAAAAAGCUAGAAAAAACUGUAAAUAAAUGUGAACAUCUGACUAUUACAUACAUCGUUAAAUAUCCCAAAGAUAAAUCUACUUCUGAUCUGGAUCUAUUCGAUUUUGGUCUUAAACAAUCGACUGAAAGAUUACUACUUCACGUGUAUACACACGAUGAUGGAAAGAAGAUAGCACUUUACAAUCUAAAUAAAUCUGAUAUACUUCGAAUAAUCAAAUCUCUUGAACAAAAUCAAACAAUUACCAACUGUUCAAUUAAUCAAUUCGAUCGAGAGAUAAGCAAUGCUCUUCAAAUCAAUAACACGAUUACUCAUCUGACAAUAUCUUCAAUUCAAUUCGAUGAUAAACUGAUCGUUGAUUUACAACAAUUCAUAUUAAAAAAACCUUGUCUACGUGCAUUACGAUUUCUCUUAUGUGAAAAUUUGUUAUUGUUAAUUAGAAUGCUUAGCCAAGCGUUAGUCAAACAUGAGACAUUAGAAGUAUUAGCUUUAAAUAAUAUUUCUAUUAGCAAACAAGUAACUGAAUUAGCCACGAUGUUGAAAAAAAAUGAUCAUUUGACUGAACUUAAUCUUACUUUGGAUACUGGUAUUGAUAUGCAAACAUUAAUCAAUGUUUCCGAUGCAUUGAAAGCCAAUCAAUCAUUAGAAAUAUUGAAAUUAAUAAGAAUACGCGGUGGAGGUACUCAACAUAUUUCUAAUAUUAAUCUUUUUGAAUUAUUCUGCGAGAAAACAUCCAUUAAAAAAUUAGCAUUGGGUUUUUAUGAAUACAAACCAAAAAUUAGUCUAUUUCGUGAAGUCAUUCAAAGUCCUGAUACUCUUCAAAAUCUUACUUUAAAUAAUUGUAAUAUACUUGCAAGUAAAACAUUCAAUAGUACGUCUUCUAUUAUUAUUAGUGAGAGUUUGGUUAGUCUGUCUUUACAUUGCUGUGAAUUACCAUUCGACGAGGCUAUUCAUCUUUUCCGAGGUCUCGUGAAAAACAAAACAUUGGCAGCAUUAUCACUUAGUAAUAUGUACAUUCCAUCUGGUACAAGUGAUACUAAUCUCUCCGUCGAAUGGGCCAAAAUGAUUGAACAAAAUACUGGACUAAGAAAAAUUACAUAUUCCCAUGGAAGAUUAGGAAAUCAAGCAGCUAAAUUGAUAGGCGAAGCAUUGUUAAACAAUACAACCUUACAAGAAUUAAAUAUCAGUUUCAAUCGAAUAGGUUACGAUGGUGCUGUUGCAUUGACGCAGGCACUUAAAACUAAUAAAGCAUUGCUGUUGCUCAAUAUUCGAGAUAAUAAUAUUGAAGAUAAUGGUGUAAAACAAGUUCUUGAAAUUUUACAAAGCAAUACAACAUUACAAUACUUAAAUAUUCUUCAUCAAUCAGAUUCGAAGGAUUACUCAACAUCAUUCAACAGGGAAAAAGAAGAUUUAUUGAAUGCUAAUGAAUUUAUAGAGAUCCACUAA
Molecule: messenger RNA, 2682 nt
Organism: Adineta steineri
Lineage: Eukaryota; Metazoa; Rotifera; Eurotatoria; Adinetida; Adinetidae
Source: the annotation of a GenBank genome assembly